This is a messenger RNA of Exophiala bonariae, 783 nucleotides long. RefSeq lists its product as uncharacterized. The transcript has a single exon. NCBI's taxonomy places the organism in Eukaryota, Fungi, Ascomycota, Eurotiomycetes, Chaetothyriales, Herpotrichiellaceae. The coding region runs from base 1 to 783 and encodes 260 amino acids. The record is from RefSeq and is a predicted model, not a curated record.
AUGGCAAAAAUCCUGAUCACAGGUUCCUCUGAUGGGCUUGGCUCGCUCUCUGCCCGCGCACUCAUAAAGCAAGGCCAUUCUGUUGUCAUCCAUGCACGGAAUGAACAGCGGGCGAAAGAUGCGCAACAAGCAUGUUCUGGAGCUGAGGCAUGCUUGGUAGCCGACCUGGCCGACAUUUCCCAGACCCAACGGCUUGCAGCAGAAGCAAAUGCUCUAGGUAGCUUCGAUGCUGUUGUCCACAAUGCUGGGCUCUACACGGGACCUUAUCGAAGGACAAAGGAAGGUUGGCCCAGUAUUGUUGCUGUCAACACUGUCAGUCCUUAUAUUCUUUCUUGUCUUCUGAACCCACGACCGAAAAGGCUGGUUUUUGUCUCGUCGGGCCUCCACAAUGGCGGGGACGCAUCUUGCGAGGAUCUCACCUGGUCUAAGCGCGGAGAGACCGAGUUUCGGGAGCAUCAGGCAUACGCAGAUACCAAACUACACAACAUACUAUUAGCGAAGGCUAUAGCACGCAGAUGGCCACAUGUACAGAGCAACUCCCUGGACCCAGGUUGGGUGCCAACCAAGAUGGGCGGUUCCUCAGCUAGUGGUGAUAUCAAUGCAGCUGUGGACACAUAUGUUAUGCUCGCCCAAGGCAAUGGGACUUCGAAAGGUGUUACUGGCAAGUACUGGUUCAGGUGUAGAGAGACUUCACCGAAGAAGGCCGCUGAGGAUGAAGCCGUGCAGCAGAAACUGUUGAAAGAACUUGAAGUCAUCACGGGGUUGCAAUUGCCUCAUGAAUGA